AUGUCGAUGUUCCCCGAACGCGCUCCAGGGCGCGAUCAGGCCUGCGUUGGCUCGCAUGCUUAUCUGCCAAACUUUUCAAGCAUACAAAAAAAUGGCUUGACCGUCUUGAAUUUGAAGCAACAACAAUUCCGCCAAUGCUCAAUUGACGCUUAUCUCGCCACUGGCCUUCCAUUCCUCGACACAGCCGAGAGACCGCCAUUGGAUGAAUAUGUUCUUCGGCGCAACAACCUUGCCAAAGCUCUAGUCGCGGAAGGCGUAGAUGCAUUCGUCGUUGAACCAGGAUAUACGUUCAGCUACUACGCCAACAUCACGCAGCCGCAAUGGGAGUCAUGGGAGCCCGAGGAGCGUCCGUUUCUCAUGGUCGUCCGACCCGAAAAGUCAGCAAACGGCGAAAUCGUCGCGAACACGUCUUUCCUGGUCCCGCAUUUCGAGGAAGAACGCGCAAGAUUGCUGAACAUGCCUUUUGAAGAAGAAAUCCAGACUAUCACGUAUGAAGAGCAGGAUGACUACUAUGCUACGCUGUAUACAGCUGAGAUAUGGGGCGAGAUCUUGUCGCCGAAAGUCAUGGUCGACGAGGAGAUUCGCGACUUCAUUCAGCGCGGGCUUGGUUCUACUGGAUUUACUGUUUAUGGACUUCGCGGCGAGGUCGAAGCAGUACGACAAGUCAAGACGGAGCGCGAGGUCGAGAUUCUACGAGCGGUUAAUACUGGUACGGUAGAAGCCAUGCGGGCUAUGCGGCCCUGCGUGUAUCCUGGCGUGACAGAGAACGAGGUACGAGAUGUCCUGGACGACACGUUGCGAGCGGCAGGUUUCGAGCCGUUCUUCGACAUUGUUGAGUUUGGAAUGUCAGCGGCUUUGCCUCAUGGGGGUUACGAUGGGACUAGGAAGCUUGAAGCUGGGAUGCUGAUACUUAUUGAUGUCGGAGCGCAUCUUUUUGGGUAUAGCAGCGAUGUCACGAGGACGUUCUAUCCUUUAUUUCACAGCCGCCCGCAACAUGAUAACAAAGAGCACAUCGAGGUCUGGCAGCUUGUGCAGGAUGCGCAAGCUGCGGCUAUAAAAGCUAUGAUGCCGAACAACACGGCUGCAUCGGUGGACAUUGCUGCUCGAAAGGUUAUUGAGGAAGGUGGAUACGGAGAGUAUUUCACUCAUCGCCUGGGCCAUGGCAUUGGCAUCAAAGCGCAUGAAAGCCCGUAUCUGAACCAAGGAAACUUUGGGGCCAUUCUGCGACCGGGCAUGACUUUCACCGCGGAGCCUGGGGUGUACGUGCUCAACAAGUUCGGAGUGCGUGUAGAGGAUGUGCUGCUUGUCAAGGAAGAUGGCGAAGCUGAAAGCCUAAGCGGUCCGUUUGCAAACAGUCCUUGGGACCCAUGA
Molecule: messenger RNA, 1371 nt
Organism: Parastagonospora nodorum SN15
Lineage: Eukaryota; Fungi; Ascomycota; Dothideomycetes; Pleosporales; Phaeosphaeriaceae
Exons: 2
Coding region: 1-1371 (456 amino acids)
Source: RefSeq, a predicted model, not a curated record